GUGUGGAGCCCAUAGCUGGACCUCUGCUUUGCUGGCUUCAAGCUCUCCUUUGUUGGUCUUUUAUGGGGUUUGUCUGCUGAGAUAUACCAGAGUUUUCAGUUGCCUCCAAUCUCCACUUACUCUCUUUCAAAACCCCCCAUUCACUUCUCUUCAGCAAUCUCAUCAACUUCACCAACAAAAAGGAGUGGAAGCAGGCACAAACCAUUCACAAAAAGUCCAUCUCUUUUCCAUUUUUCUUGUUUUGAUGGAUCUGCAGAUCUAGCCCCUUGGAACACGGAUAAAGUUCUUGGUGGUUUUCCCAGAUCUUCAGCUGUAGAGCGGCGCAGCUCACCAAAUUGUAAAGUGUUGGACCUUCUGGAUUUCAAAUGGUUGACCAAUCGCUUGCUUGAGAAAAAAGUGGAUUUGACCAUUCUUUUUUCAAACCCCUUUUGUACUUGUACUAUUUCUUUGUCGUGUUGUCGAGUAGAGGACGGAACAAUUCAAAAUUGGGGUACUCGGCUCCAGUUGAACUGAGUCCUUAUUAGAUGUGGAGAAUUUGGAGGGUUGUUUGGAUGAGAUGAGGUAUGUUAUCAGGGUUGAUGAACUUUUUGAGGGCCUGUUUUCGGCCAGGGUCGGAUCGAUAUGUUCACACGGGUUCGGACGCUGGUGGUCGCCAGGAUGGGCUCCUGUGGUACAAAGAUUCUGGGCAGCACUCUAGUGGUGAAUUCUCGAUGGCUGUUAUUCAGGCCAACAAUUUACUUGAAGAUCAUAGCCAGAUUGAGUCAGGCAGUUUGAGCUCACAUGAGUCUGGCCCUUAUGGUACCUUUGUUGGAAUUUAUGAUGGGCAUGGUGGACCCGAGACGGCCCGGUACAUCAAUGAUCACCUCUUCCAUCAUCUCAAGAAAAAUGAAAAUCACACAUCAACCAAGCCAACCAGGCUUCCUGGAUACAAUUAAAUGGUUUACUUCAGAGCAGCAAUCCAUGUCAACGGAUGUAAUACGCAAGGCUUUUCAAGCAACAGAAGAGGGGUUUAUCUCUCUUGUUGCUAGACAGUGGUCCAUCAGACCACAGCUUGCAGCAGUCGGAUCAUGCUGCCUGGUUGGUGUUAUUUGUGGUGGGAAUCUUCACAUCGCCAACCUUGGCGAUUCCCGUGCGGUUUUGGGGAGACUUGUGAAGGCAACUGGGGAUGUUCUAGCCAUUCAGCUGUCAGCUGAGCACAAUGCUUGUAUAGAGUCUGUUAGACAGGAGCUGCAUUCUCUGCACCCGGACGACAAUCAAAUUGUAGUUUUAAAGCAUAAUGUAUGGCGUGUAAGGGGCCUUAUACAGAUUACUAGGUCUAUUGGUGAUGUAUAUUUAAAAAAGGCUGAGUUCAACAGGGAGCCUUUAAUUGCCAAGUUUCGCCUUCGUGAACCAUUCAGAAUGCCAAUAUUGAGCUCAGACCCAGCAAUUUCAGUGCACCCACUCCAGCCACACGAUCAGUUUGUUAUAUUUGCAUCUGAUGGGCUCUGGGAGCACCUUAGCAAUCAGGAGGCAGUAGAUAUUGUUCAAAGUCACCCUCGCAAUGGAAGUGCAAAGAGGCUGGUGAAAGCUGCUUUACAAGAAGCAGCAAAAAAGAGAGAAAUGAGGUAUUCAGACCUGAAGAAGAUUGACCGAGGGGUUCGUCGGCAUUUCCAUGAUGACAUCACAGUGAUUGUUGUGUUUCUUGACUCAAAUCUCGUGAGCAGGGCUAGCUCAGUCAAAUGCUCUAAUAUCUCUGUGAGAGGAGGUGGGAUCAACCUGCCUGCCAAUACUCUUGCCCCUUUCGCUACCCCCACUGAAGCUGGCUCUACCUGAUGACGCCGUUUCUCAUGUUUUUAUCUGUUGUACUAUUCUCUUGUGUGAAUACCAGGUAGCUUUCAAAAGAGAUAAGAGGAGCAGCCCUUCAAUUCUUUAAUGUACACUGUAACUUUUAACUGGGAACUGAUACUUGCAUUUUAGCUUCUGUGCCACAAAGCAAAAAAAAAAAAAAAAAAGGAACUGCAAACAGAGCUUCAAGGUGAUGGUUAUAAUAGUUAUUUCCUUGGGACAGUUCUUACUACCUUUAUUUUUUCCCUUUGAUCUUUCAUCCUUUUCAUUUGUUGGGGUUUUUGGCUUUGUAAAUUGUACGACUUGGUAAUCUAAACAUCCUUAUUUGUUGCUCAA
Vitis vinifera (wine grape) is the source of this 2160-nucleotide messenger RNA. RefSeq names its product probable protein phosphatase 2C 60. Bases 781 to 1812 code for a protein of 343 amino acids. Lineage: Eukaryota; Viridiplantae; Streptophyta; Magnoliopsida; Vitales; Vitaceae. Gene Ontology annotation, biological process: protein dephosphorylation. The transcript has 7 exons. The record is from RefSeq and is a predicted model, not a curated record. Gene Ontology annotation, molecular function: protein serine/threonine phosphatase activity; cation binding.